GGGCGCCGAGGGGGAGGGGCGGGCCCGCCCGGCUCGGCCCGGCCGCCAGCGCGCGGCUGCUGGAGCGCCCCGGGCCCGGCCCGGGCGGCGGCGGCGGCUCUAUCCUAGGGUCUCGGCGGCACUCGCGCGCCGCGCCGCAGCCAUGGCCCUGGUGACCCUGCAACGCUCGCCCACGCCCAGCGCCGCCUCCUCCUCCGCCAGCAACAGCGAGUUGGAGGCUGGCAGCGAUGAAGAUCGGAAGUUAAACCUCAGCUUAAGUGAGAGCUUUUUCAUGGUGAAAGGAGCAGCCCUCUUCUUACAACAGGGAAACAGCCCUCAAGGCCAGAGGAGUCUUCAGCAUCCCCACAAGCAUGCAGGUGACUUGCCCCAACAUCUUCAAGUAAUGAUCAACCUUCUGCGGUGUGAAGAUAGAAUCAAGCUGGCUGUGCGCUUGGAGAGCGCCUGGGCGGAGCGGGUCCGGUACAUGGUGGUGGUGGACAGCAGCGGGCGCCAGGACACUGAGGAGAGCAUCUUGCUGGGAGUCGACUUUUCCAGUAAGGAAAGUAAAAGCUGCACCAUUGGCAUGGUCCUUCGACUGUGGAGCGACACAAAAAUACACCUUGACGGAGAUGGUGGAUUCAGCGUCAGCACAGCAGGAAGGAUGCACAUCUUCAAGCCCGUAUCCGUCCAGGCCAUGUGGUCUGCCCUGCAGGUCCUUCACAAGGCCUGUGAAGUGGCACGACGGCACAACUACUUCCCCGGGGGUGUGGCCCUCAUCUGGGCCACCUACUAUGAGAGCUGCAUCAGCUCUGAUCAGAGCUGCAUCAACGAGUGGAACGCCAUGCAGGACCUGGAGUCCACGCGGCCCGACUCCCCAGCCCUGUUCGUGGACAAGCCAACUGAAGGGGAAAGGACUGAGCGCCUCAUCAAAGCCAAACUCCGGAGCAUCAUGAUGAGCCAAGAUCUAGAAAACGUGACCUCCAAAGAAAUCCGUAAUGAGUUAGAGAAACAGAUGAACUGUAACUUGAAAGAAUUCAAAGAAUUCAUAGACAACGAGAUGCUGCUUAUCUUGGGACAGAUGGACAAACCCUCCUUGAUCUUCGAUCAUCUUUAUCUCGGCUCGGAAUGGAAUGCAUCCAAUCUGGAGGAACUGCAGGGCUCAGGUGUGGACUACAUUCUGAAUGUCACUAGAGAGAUAGAUAAUUUUUUUCCUGGCUUAUUUGCGUAUCAUAACAUCCGAGUGUAUGAUGAAGAGACAACUGACCUUCUUGCCCACUGGAACGAAGCUUACCAUUUCAUAAACAAAGCGAAGAGGAACCACUCCAAGUGCCUGGUACAUUGCAAAAUGGGUGUCAGUCGAUCGGCUUCCACCGUCAUAGCCUAUGCCAUGAAGGAAUUUGGCUGGCCUCUGGAAAAAGCUUACAACUAUGUGAAGCAAAAGCGCAGCAUUACACGCCCCAACGCAGGCUUUAUGAGGCAGCUGUCUGAGUAUGAAGGCAUCUUGGAUGCGAGCAAACAGCGGCACAACAAGCUGUGGCGCCAGCAGACCAGGAGCUGCCUGCAGCAGCCUGUGGAUGACCCUGCAGGGCCUGGGGACUUCUUGCCAGAGACCCUGGAUGACACCCCAGAAGGCCAGCUGCCCUGCUUGGACGAUGCCGCCCAGCCUGGUUUCCCAGGCAGCAGGUCCUCAGGAGGACCCGCUCUCCCCUGCUGUUUCCGGCGACUCUCAGACCCUGUCCUGCACUCCCUGAAUGACGAAACAGGCAGCGUGGUCCCCCUGGAGGACCUGGAGAGGGACGCUCUGUUGGGGGAAGCAGCUCAGCCAGCAGAGGGGCACAAGCCUGCCAGACAUGCCCAGGAAGGUUCUGGACUCUGUGAGAAGGAAAUGAAGAAGAAACUAGAGUUUGGGAGCCCCGAAGCCCGCUGUGGCUCCUUGCCACAGGUGGAGGAGAUGGAAAGGGAGGAGGGCCCCGGAGGAGGGAGGUGGGGGCAGCCCCCAGCCCAGCUUGACAAAACCCUGCUCAACUGCGAAAACCUAAAUAACAACAACAGCAAGAGGAGCUGUCCGGACGACUUUGAGCACGCUGCCCUUUUUGGGAUCCUUAACAAAGUGAAGCCUUCCUACAAAUCCUGUGCCGACUGCAUGUACCCUACAGCCAUCGGGGCUCCAGAGGCCUUGGGGGAGCGGUGCGAGAACCCCUGUGCUCCUGCCAUCUGUACCCAGCCAGCCUUCCUGCCCCACCUCACUUCUUCCCCUGUGGGCCACAUGUCUGGUAGGUCCCGAGCUUUGGAGAAGCUGGCCUCUGGACCAACCGAAAGUCCCCCAUUUCUACCACCAGCAGGCUCAAGGAGGCCAGACUCCAGUGGUUCUGGGGCAGGGGCUGUCCCAGAGCUACCAGCUAGCCUUUUGGAACCUUCCAGAGAGACCCAAAAAGUCCUGCCAAAGUCCCUCCUUUUGAAGAACUCUCACUGUGAUAAGAACUCUCCCAGCAUGGAAGUCCUGAAGGAGGAACCACCAUCUAAGAAAGAUCUGAAGCCGGCCAAGGACCUGCGUCUGCUGUUCAGUAAAGAAUCUGAGAAACCCACAACCAACAGCUACUUGAUGCAGCACCAGGAGUCCAUCAUUCAGCUGCAGAAGGCAGGCUUGGUCCGCAAGCACACCAAAGAACUGGAGAGGCUGAAGGGCAUGCCUGCAGACCCGGCGUCUCCCUUCAGGGACAGCGCCACCAGCAGGCUGGAGGCCAGCAUACCUGAGGAGAACCAGGAUCUGGCUGCUGUCCCUCCCCUGGGACCCCCGGCUCCACCCAGCGUUGCUGGGAGCGAGAAGUCAGACUCUGCCCACCCCCCACCAGAAGGGACCUCGUUGAAAAGCCCCACUCCCUUCCUCUGCCGCCUGGACCACACCAGUCAUUUCUCAAAAGACUUUCUGAAGACCAUCUGCUACACACCCACCUCCUCCUCCAUGAGUUCCAACCUGACCCGCAGUUCCAGUAGUGACAGCAUCCACAGCGUCCGUGGGAAGCCGGGCCUGGUGAAGCAGCGGACGCAGGAGAUCGAGACCCGGCUCCGGCUGGCAGGCCUCACGGUCUCGUCCCCACUGAAGCGCUCCCACUCUCUUGCCAAGCUCGGAAGUCUCAACUUCUCGACCGAGGACCUGUCCUGUGAGACCGACAUGUCCACAAUAGCCGACUCCCAGGGUGCCAAGCUGAGCCUGCCCAGAGCCCUCCAGGAAGAAGCUGGGUAAAUUUGAAGGCCUCCCCUGCCUCUUCAACAUGUCAUGCCAAGCCCUUCCCUCCCCACCACCCGAACUUUGUCGCCCACCCAUGUCCCUGCAGGUGGAGUGGCUUUGUACACACAGGGGCACUGCUCGCUGAAGUGCUCCCACAUCUGCAACUCGCUCUCCGCUGGGUCAGCCAGAGUGAUUCAGUGACACCAGAAAGCCUCCAAAGGCCAGCCCACUUCUGAAAGUGGGCGAAUGAGUCGCCAUCGUACACCUUACAUUGGUCAGAACUGGGCCUCCCGAAGCAGCCAUUCCAGAGAGCACCCCAGGCAGGGUCUUCAGGAGCAAGACUAGCCCCCAUUUCAACGAGUGGAUAGUCAUUGCAAAAACCCUCUCUCCAGGACCUUUUUCUCCCUGGCAUUGUUUUCUGUUUUUGUUUUUGUAAGCAUACAUUAUUUCACUUUAUACCUUAAGAAUUUAUUUUUCCACCACUGACAAUUGAGAUAAUCUAAAAAGGUGAUUACCCACUUAAACCCUGUUGAGUCCCCCUCUUCCCUGCCAGCAAAAGCAUAUUCUCAUAAAAUAUAUCAAGUUCAAUGUUUUGCCAAAGUAAAUUUCAUGUGGUGGAUCAAUUUUUGUGUCAAAAUAAUCCUUUAGAUUCGGUGAUGACAGGCUUAUGUUGGUUUUUUAGGCACGUCUGUGUAUGAGAACAGUAUAGUUUUAAAAACUUUAAUUUUGAAAGCCGUAAUUUUUCUUAACCAGUUAAAAGGUGGGGGAGGAUUACCAAUAUGAGUGGGUCUUUGGCUUUUGGCAGACUUACCCAUUCAUUUUCAGAAGCACAGCUCGCACAGCAGCAGCUGAACAGACCAGGGCUCAGGUGCCCAUCAUCGGAGCAGAAUUAAGCGUGCUCGCGCUGACAGGUGUCACUGGGGCCUGGAGAGAAGGACCAGUGUUUCUCCCAAGACCCAGAUUGGCUGCAUAUAUACAUAUGGCAAAUUGCUCUUGAAAAUAUACUGACAGAAUGAGCAUCCUGCCAGGCUUGGGGGCACCUUGGCAAAGACAGAUUCAUACCAGUCUCUGAAAAGACAGUUUGCACUGUGAGAUAUGCCAUAUCUUGGCCAAUGCUUUACCUGAAGUCCUAGCUGAUGGGGAAGAUUCUGAACAGUAGUGGCAGGGUGAGAGGCAGGGGUUUAUGCUGGGAAAACCAUUGAUUUUGGUGACGGCCAUUUUCAGGGAAUGCCUUUGCUGAAUUAGCAGAGAAUGAAAACUUCUGAAUCUUGAUUGAUACGCUGUGUAUUCAGCUGCAUUUCAUCUUUCACUUUGACUGACUUCCACUUUCAUUCAUGUGGCAUACCAAAAGUUAGGCUAAACUUUUCUAGAUCUCCUUGCAUUGAUACAGGGAGGUCUGGCUGGCAACCAGGCUGUCCUCUGAGCAUGAUUUGACAAUGCCAACUUUCUCUUAUGGCUGCUUCAGGGUCGUGGAGCAGUGUCCGUCAUUGCAUGACCUUAAGAACGAGGUGUCCUGCUUUUAGUAUUCCUUGCUUCUGUGAUCUCUGUGUGGGGACCCAGGUCCACCUUUGGGCUUCUGGGGAGGGGCACCCUGUCUGUCAGGCAUUCAGAGUACUCACAGGUGCUCACAGGUGGCUGCACUGUCCAACCUCUUCUCCACCCAACACUCUCCAGCUAAGAAGCAUUCCAGCCCAUUCUAAAGCCCCUUGUGGGUAAGCGCAGAGGUGCCAUGGGAUGGAGACAAAGUUGCAAUAGAGUUAACAUCUUCAGUAAACCCUGUACUUUGGCACUCUUACCUCCACAUGGGCAGGAUGCCAGAAGGUUGACGACUGCCCCUCUUCCCUGGGGUCAUUUCUCCCUAGUGAGAACAAAUGUGGCACCAUUUAGUCAAGAUCACACACAUCACCUCACCCAGGGUGUCUGAAGAGGGACUUCUCUGUUGACCAGAAGUGCCUGGUGCCAGAAUAUAUUUCACCCAACCCUACUCUGCUCGCCACCUACCAGGGCUUCCCCAAAACACAUGACGCAGCAAGGGCGGCGGCCUCUCUGGCAGGAGAGCUAGAUGGCCCAGGAAAUUAGCGACACGGGGACAGCACAGUGCAGUACCUGCUCUGGUCUCACCCCUCAGGGUCUUGCAGAUGCCACAUGCCAAACAAAAGCUGAUUGACACCCCACCCCACCCCGUGCUCUACUACUUGGUUUUUUUAUUGUCUGCUCUGCAAUUGAAUACCCACGUGUAUGAGUCCACUGCGUGUAUAGAUACAGAUAUAUUUAAAACUUGAACAAGAUCAUCUUGUGCAUCACUUCUCUCACACACACACAUGCUGCACCACCGAGCAUGAAGCAGGCCACCUUGACCGAUUCAGCGUGACACCGCACAGCGCUACCCUCGGCAGAUCUGAUGCGACUGCCUUGUCUUGCGGUAGGUGCUAUGGCCCCAGCUUCAGUCAGUCCCUCAGGCAGGGGUCUUUAUAACCAGACCUCCAGUUCCCUGCUGCCCUUACAUUGGCCGUGCUGCACCAGAAGAUGGCUGCUUCCUCCCUCUUUUCCUACACUGUAAUUAUUGUUUUACAAUGGAGUGCCUUAAUAAUAGUUUACAAAUACUGUGUAUUUAUAAGGGAAACUGUUAAGCUCUCACUUUCUGUGAUUGGAAACUUUGCCUUGUCAGUGGUGGUUGGCGUUUGGGCUGGAGCUCGCCCAUCCCUUACUCGUGCAUUUUGACACGUGUGCCCACAAUGGCCUGAGGAGCAUUGCUAGAAAUGGCACUGGUAGUUCCCGCAGGCAAGGCAGGCAUUGGCUCACACUUCGUCCCAUUGUAGCGAGGAAAGAACAGAAUUUGGUUUGGUAGCCAGCUGGGGGAUGGUACAGUCCAUGGCCCUGUCUGGACUUCAGCCCAGCACAUGUACCCCCACCGACCCCCUGUUUCCCCCAUCACAUAAUUGUACUCUUGCUUAGAGGAGAUUUUAUUACCACCUAGGCCACCCUGUUUUCCUCUCUGUUGGUGUCCUGAG
This is a messenger RNA of Manis pentadactyla (Chinese pangolin), 6219 nucleotides long. RefSeq names its product slingshot protein phosphatase 1 (gene SSH1). Bases 143 to 3223 code for a protein of 1026 amino acids. Gene Ontology annotation, biological process: protein dephosphorylation; negative regulation of actin filament polymerization; actin cytoskeleton organization. The record is from RefSeq and is a predicted model, not a curated record. Gene Ontology annotation, molecular function: protein tyrosine/serine/threonine phosphatase activity; actin binding. Gene Ontology annotation, cellular component: cytoplasm. Lineage: Eukaryota; Metazoa; Chordata; Mammalia; Pholidota; Manidae. The transcript is spliced from 16 exons.